Kwoniella botswanensis is the source of this 1098-nucleotide messenger RNA. RefSeq lists its product as uncharacterized. Bases 1 to 1098 code for a protein of 365 amino acids. The transcript has 11 exons. The record is from RefSeq and is a predicted model, not a curated record. Lineage: Eukaryota; Fungi; Basidiomycota; Tremellomycetes; Tremellales; Cryptococcaceae.
AUGUCAUCGGUAGAAGAAAUCGCUCGAAAACAAGUGACGGGGAACCUCGGUUCUCAUUUAUCACCACUUAUUCUUGGUAUGGCGGUAGAUGGUUUACUCAUGGGAGUAGCGAUCAACCAAUUUAUAAGAUGGUGGAAUCAUUCGAAGAAGGAAGCUAGACAUAUAAGGUUUUUACUUUACCUAGCAUCAUUCGGUGCUAUCUGCGCAACGAUCUUUACAUGGGCAACCACAUUACACAUGUUCUCAUAUAGUUAUGGAUCAUAUUCUCAAUUUAUCAAAUGCGAUUGGAUAGCAUGGUAUGGUAUCUUAGAUCCAUUGACUAAAAUCAGUAUACAGGCAUUCUACGCUGAAAGAGCAUGGAGAAUCAAUAAACGAAAUUAUGUCAUCUUAAUUGCCAUUGGGAUUUGUCUGUGUUUAUCAGUGACUGGCUCAGUGGGAUAUACCUUCAUAACUAGAACAAAGACUAUGAAUGAUUUCGAUAUGACUGCCAACAUAUUCUUCUAUCUAUGGCCCGGAGCAUGUAUCUCAGCCGAUCUCAUUAUCACCUCUUCAAUCAUGUAUGGUCUCUAUCAUUCUCGAUCAGGUAUAGAUCAUACCGACAGAUUAGUCAAAAGGUUAAUGAGGAUCUCACUCGAAGCUCAAGUCCCGCCUACCCUCGUCGCUUUAUUAUUUUUCUUGCAAUUUGCUGCAGAGUCAAUGUCAAGUAUCGUACAAUUCAUUGCGAUCAUCCACCCCAAGGUUUAUUUAGUGGGCUGUUUGGCCGUACUCAACAGUAGAGAAGAUCUUCGAAAUGAUCGUAAAACAUCUUACGUCUAUGCUUCCGGAGGAUCAUAUGGACCUUCCAGUUCUGAGUCGAGUUCGAAAGGUCUUACGAAGAUGCAGGCUAGUGGUGGUAUCAUAGUUGAAACGGAAACGUAUAUUUGUUCUGACGGAGGAUUGGUAGUCCCACGUCCAGGACUUAAUAGGUCUUUCUCAGAUAUCAAGGAUACUUCCAUAGCUGGUUCGGACGAAACACAUGCCCCUGACGCUGAGGCUAUAGCGUUGGCUGAGACUGGUGCGCUGGGUACGCCACUGGAAUUCGAAGUGAAAUUGCAAUAA